This is a messenger RNA of Epinephelus moara (kelp grouper), 2357 nucleotides long. It is a transcript of the gene tbx4, whose product is annotated as T-box transcription factor 4. Gene Ontology annotation, cellular component: nucleus. Gene Ontology annotation, molecular function: DNA-binding transcription factor activity, RNA polymerase II-specific; RNA polymerase II cis-regulatory region sequence-specific DNA binding. NCBI's taxonomy places the organism in Eukaryota, Metazoa, Chordata, Actinopteri, Perciformes, Serranidae. The record is from RefSeq and is a predicted model, not a curated record. Gene Ontology annotation, biological process: regulation of transcription by RNA polymerase II; positive regulation of DNA-templated transcription; angiogenesis. Bases 181 to 1821 code for a protein of 546 amino acids. The transcript has 9 exons.
CACUACCCAGCGGACAGCCGCCGCCGCAGCCUCCACACUCCCGCCUGAGAACGGGCUCUUUUUAAACCACGUGCAGCCGCUGUGGGAAGGGAAACACCCUGCUGUUAACAGGCUGAAAGACAAAGCUGCGGUGCGCAGGGAUGGAUUUAAGCAGAUGAUAGGUGACUGACUGCAUGAGAGAUGCUGCAGGAGAGGCUUUCACCCGUAACGGAUGAAUGUAUGAGCCAGGUCCAGACUGGUCGGGAGACGGAUCUCCCUCCAGACCAUUCACGACUGGGCCUGUCCACAGCUCCCACCAUUCCCAGCUCUAGUGAGCCUGACCAGAACAUUGAGAACAUUAAGGUUGUUCUUCAUGAGAGUGAGCUGUGGAAGAAGUUCCAUGAGGCCGGUACAGAGAUGAUCAUUACUAAAGCAGGCAGGAGGAUGUUUCCCAGCUACAAGGUUAAAGUGACUGGGAUGAACCUCAAAACCAAAUACAUUCUACUUAUUGACAUUGUCCCGGCUGAUGACCAUCGCUACAAGUUUUGUGAUAAUAAGUGGAUGGUGGCUGGCAAGGCUGAGCCAGCAAUGCCAGGCAGACUCUAUGUGCACCCUGAUUCCCCUGCUACAGGAGCUCAUUGGAUGAGGCAAUUGGUGUCAUUUCAGAAGCUCAAGCUAACAAACAAUCACCUGGAUCCUUUUGGGCAUAUCAUUUUGAACUCUAUGCACAAGUACCAGCCCAGACUGCACAUAGUCAAAGCUGAUGAAAACAACGCCUUUGGAUCCAAAAACACUGCUUACUGUACUCAUGUCUUUCAUGAGACAGCCUUCAUCUCUGUUACUUCUUAUCAAAACCACAAGAUCACCCAGCUGAAGAUUGAAAACAAUCCAUUUGCCAAAGGGUUCCGGGGUAGUGAAGAAGGAGAUCUGCGCAUUUCAAGACUACAGGGGAAAGAAUAUCCAGUGAUUUCAAAGAGCAUGGUUCGCCAGAGGCUCAUCACCUCACAUAGUCACCUUGCAGGGAAGCUUGGAGCAGGAGUUCUCACGGGGCACCCUCAAGUCCUGUCCUCUUAUCAGUAUGAGAAUGGGGUUCCUUUGUCUAACUCAGACCCCCAAGAUCUUAUUUCAAACCACUUCCCCCAGAGCAGAGAUCCCAGCCUCCUGUACCACUGCUUCAAACACAGAGAUAAUACCCGACACCUAGAACUUGGAUGUAAGCGGCCAUAUCUGGAGACAUCAUCUGCGGUCUCAGAGGAGCAUUAUUUUCGUUCAGCUACCUCAUAUGAGUCGCCUUUACGGUCUCAUCCAUACUGUACUGAGGCAAUAACUUCAAGAGAAGCUUGUAUGUACAGUGGUAUAGAAACAGAGUCUGGAUCUGGAGCAGGGGACCCAGAUGACCUGACCAACACCUCCUCAAUAAAUUGCAACAUGUGGGCUACAAUGCAGCCCUACCCACGCUAUAGCGUGGACAGUGUCCCGUACCAGCGUUUCACUGCUCACUUCACCAACGCUGCCACAGUCACACCUGUUUUACCACACCCCACAUCAUCCAUGGGGUCACAACCACAGGCUGACUUAGGAGUCUACAACUCAGCUACCGCCCAGCGAGGUCUGCCUGUCAUAACUCCUUCAUCCUCCUCUUCAUCCUGUUCUCCAGCCGCUCCAGGAUCCAGAGAUAGGUCAGGCCAUCCAACUAUGUACCACAAGAAGCCAGAGUCACCACUCCAGCCUCACCGAGAUUUCUCAGCCUAUGCCACACAAGGCAAUAUAUCCAUCCGGGAUCCAUCCUAUCAGUACCAAGUGGGGCUGAGUAGCGCAGGGACUCACUGGACUGACAGCUAAUGUGGACAUCUGGAGAACCCAGUUUUGUCUAAUAUACAAGUCUGAAAUUAAUCAAGGUUCAAAACCCCACUAUGGGCUGCAGAUGCCAGGCAAUGAUAAUGAACUAUAGCCUUGAUUAGUGCCAAAUUGCACUCCAAAGCCAUUUACGUCCAUGAAUUCUCAAUGAAGCACUGUUACAUACAACACUGUAUGUGGUGAGCAGUGGCUGACCUCUUCUUUACUUGUGCAGAUGCGUAGCAUAUGUGCAAGCCUGUGAUCAGAUAGGGUGGUUUUCUAAUGUUAAAAUGCAAAGUGCAGAUUUGAGCAGCACUGAUAAGUCAGUGAGGCGUAAGCUCAAGGGCACAAGAUGUGUUAAUCUGACACAAAGUCUGACAGUUGCAUGCUAACAACAACUAUCCAAGAGGUAUUAGCUGCUUAACUUGAAAUAAGAAUAAGCAUACUUUUUCAAUAAAUGAAUAAGGGAAAAUCAACUAUUGUUGUUGUUCUCCACCGCAAGAAUGAGAGGAAUAGGUAUUUAAAAUAUGUGUAGGCCCACA